This is a messenger RNA of Telopea speciosissima, 829 nucleotides long. Its product is annotated as myb-related protein 308-like. The coding region runs from base 52 to 792 and encodes 246 amino acids. Lineage: Eukaryota; Viridiplantae; Streptophyta; Magnoliopsida; Proteales; Proteaceae. The transcript has 2 exons. The record is from RefSeq and is a predicted model, not a curated record.
AAUACAUACAAGAAUAGCAAUUGCCACUACUACUUCUACUGAUACUACUUGAUGGGGAGAUCUCCUUGUUGUGAGAAAGCUCACACUAACAAAGGCGCAUGGACCAAAGAAGAAGAUGAUCGGCUUAUAGCCCACAUCCGAGCACACGGCGAAGGUUGCUGGCGAUCCCUCCCUAAAGCUGCUGGCCUUCUUCGGUGUGGAAAAAGUUGUAGACUUCGCUGGAUCAAUUACCUCCGGCCAGACCUCAAGCGUGGCAAUUUCACAGAAGAAGAAGAUGAACUCAUAAUUAAACUUCAUAGUCUUCUUGGAAACAAGUGGUCUCUUAUAGCAGGAAGAUUACCAGGAAGAACAGAUAAUGAGAUAAAGAAUUAUUGGAAUACUCAUAUAAGGAGACAACUCUUAAGCCGAGGGAUUGAUCCAGCAUCUCAUAAGCCACUCAAUGAACAAGCCAUGGAUGUCACAACCAUCUCUUUUUCUGCUGUUGCUAAAGAGGAAGAAAGGAUAGUUAAUGGUUCAAUUGGGUUCAAAGAAGAGAACCAUAAGAGGGAAGAAAGGUGUCCAGACCUCAAUCUUGAACUUCGAAUUAGUCUUCCUUAUCAAGAACCUCAUGAGGUAUUGAAGAGUGAAGGGAUGAGGAGGACUAUCCUUUGUUUCUCUUGCAGUUUGGGUUUGCAGAAAAGUAAGGAUUGCAGUUGUAAUAGUAACAGUAGUAGCAGAAGUAGUAGUAGUAGUAGUAGCAGCAGCAGUAGUGGUAGUGAUUUCUUAGGGUUGAAGGCUGGUGUUUUAGAUUAGAGAAGCUUGGAUAUGAAAUAAAGUUCAAUUUGGACUU